Messenger RNA from Capsicum annuum, 1550 nucleotides. RefSeq names its product NDR1/HIN1-like protein 6. Lineage: Eukaryota; Viridiplantae; Streptophyta; Magnoliopsida; Solanales; Solanaceae. The record is from RefSeq and is a predicted model, not a curated record. The transcript has a single exon. Gene Ontology annotation, cellular component: plasma membrane. The coding region runs from base 446 to 1234 and encodes 262 amino acids.
GAAAAAGAGAAAAAAGAAAAAAAAGAGGUCAAUUUCCGAGUUGAAAUGACCAAUCAUCAUGCAAAUAAUUUCUACUAUUGAUGAAUGUAAGUGAUUAAUAAUACUUCCACCUUCAUACAGACGUGUCUGUCUGGAUUAAUUACUUGUAGGUUAACUAAAAGAGGUAUAACAGAAAAUAGUCAAAGCUCAUAUAUAGCUGACCUACUUUGCUUCUCCUCUCAACACUUUUCUUAUUAUUAGGUGAAAGAGGCCAAAAAUAUUUCCUACCUCCAUCUUCUCUUGGAAUAUUUAAUCUACUAAACUUCACGUAUACAACAUUUUGUAACUUAUACAUAGCGUACACUGCACAAUACGUGAGAGAGGUUCCUCCUUGUAAUUAUUAAGAGGAGUUUGUAAGUUGUUGAUCAAAAGCAAUAGCGUACUGUUUUAGUAACAACUGACAUCAAUGACAGAAACUCAAAGGAUUCAUCCAGUUGUGGACAUGGAAGCACCAGCACCACCACGACCAACAACAACAACAACACUUCCUUUAGUGCCUCGGGGCUCGUUUAAAUCAGAAAAAGGCGAGCCAACGCGGCUUCAGCAGCCAAACGUCAACCAGCCAUUCAGGCGUACCGCUCCUGUAAUGUAUUCGAGACCACCCACUAAGAAGAGAAGUUGCUGUUGCAAAUGCAUUUGCUGGACAAUUAGCCUUAUCAUACUCCUAGUCAUCAUUAUUGCAGCAAUUGCUGGCAUUCUUUACCUUGUUUUCAAACCAAAGAUCCCUCAGUACUCAGUGGACAACCUCAGAAUAUCAGACUUGAGACUCAACUUCGACAUGAGCCUCUAUGCGAAAUUUAAUUUCAGAAUCACUGCAGUGAAUCCCAACAAGAAGAUUGGAAUUUACUAUGAGAAAGGAAGUCAUUUGAGUGUGUGGUACAAGAACACAGAGCUCUGUAAAGGGUCUCUUCCCAAGUUCUAUCAAGGUCAUCAGAACAGAACAGACCUCGAUGUGGCCUUAACUGGGCAAUCACAAUAUGGUAAUACACUGAUGUCUGCAAUUCAAGAGGCAGCACAAAACGGAAGAAUCCCAUUAGAUCUCAAGAUUCAAGUCCCAGUCAGUGUUAAACUUGGGAAGCUCAAGUUGAGAAAGGUGAGAAUAAGGGGAGACUGCUUGCUGAUUGUCGAUAGCCUCUCUGCUAAUAGUUUGGUCCGAAUUAAGGCCAGUACUUGUAAGUUUGGGUUGAAGCUCUAAAAGCUUUUGCAUUCUGCAUUGUAUUCAACAUAUUUGUUUGUUUUGUAGUAUUUACUUUAGGCUUCUAGUGCUGUUGUGUAUUUUAUUUUAUUUUUGGGAUCUCUACUCUUGAUAGUUAAAAUGUUAUUCAUGGACAUUGGGAGAAUUCUAUUACAUUCAUCUAAGCCAAACAUUGGCUAGUGGUUACUACUUGAUUAUGCAUCUUUAAUAUGAAGUGAUUUAUUGCAGAAAAAUUUAGUGCUUAGCUUUUGUUCUUCCCAAUUAGAUUAAGAAAUGUGUUGCUACUUGCUCUUACUUAACACUUUUAUCAAGAAGG